AUGCCACUGCCGACCCUGGCGGCCCUGGACGUCCUGCAGGCGACGCGCGGGCAGCGCGGCUGCGCCGCGGCGCGCGGCGCCGCGACGCUGGGCCUGGCCCUGGCCCAGGCGCGGCUCCUGCAGCAGGAGAAGCCAAGAGAAGACGAUGUUGACAACGUCUACGAGGGCUGCCAGGGCUUGGCCGAGGUCUCAGGCCUGGCGCGACUGCUGGCGAAGGCGGAAAACCUGCUUUUGGCACAGCAAAGCUCGGUGGCGCUGGCGCUGAUGAGCCGGAGAUGGCUCCCGGCUCGGCUUUUGCACGAGCUCAGUCGGCUGGCUGUCCGAACCUGGCAGGGCCAGGAGAGCACAAAGGAGAGCGCAAAGGCGAGCGCAAAGGAGGUCUUCAAGAAGGAGCCCUCCACGGAGCCCUUGGAGGAUUGCCUGGUGUUGAUCUACACGUUUCCAACGGAGGAGAUCCGCGGCGACGUGCGGAAGGCCUUGAGGUCCCUGCAAGAGCAUUACGUGGACCACCUGGGCAGCGAGCCCCGACUGGUGGUCUUUGUGGACGCUGAAAGCGAGCGUCUGCUGGACCGGGAUGUGCGGCCCUUCACAAGCUUGCAGAUCACGCCGGCUGUGAUCCCUUUCGAGGAGCUGGAGCGCCCGAUGCAGUCCUACAGCUGCGAGCGGGGCGAAGACUGUGUCUCUGGAGAUGCCGAGUUGGAGCUCCAGAUGGCGGCUCACCGCGGCAAGGUGAACGAGACGCAGUACUGGUCCCCGACCUACCUGCGCAUCUCACGCUACACGGCGGGCCCACUCUUCCAGCAUCCCGCUCUGGACUCUUGCAGGUACUUCCUCAAGAUCGACACGGACUUCUUCUUCACACAGCCUCUCAAAGAGGACCCGCUGCGAUACAUGAAGAACUCUGGCCUGCGCCUGGGCUACUGGCAGAUCCACGUGCAGGGCCAGCGCCAGCAAGGCUACAUGGAUGCGGCGCUUUCUUUUCUGAAGGAGCAGCAGCUGCCCAUCCGCAACAUGCGCUUCCACGCUCGGGGCCGCUUCGAGGAGAAGGCCCGGAAGCUGCAGAUUCCCCUCGAGUCCGUGCCGGUGGCCGACCAGGCCUCGACCGUGCUGUAUGGUUGCCUCUUUGGUGGCGACACGCGCUUCUUUCGGGAGCCGCUGUACCAAUCCUUCUUCGAGUACAUGGACCAGAAGCGAGGCUUCGAGCAACACGGCUGGAGCAAUCAGUUCUUCCUGGGAACCGCGGCGGCAGCCUUCCUGGCGCCCUGCGAGGUGAGCCGGCUCUAUGUCAGCGGCGUGCACCAGGACUCUUCCAUCAACGUCUCCGGCAGUCAUCUGACAGAGUUCUUGCUGGGCGCCAGCCACGGCUUCCUGCGGUGA
Symbiodinium natans is the source of this 1377-nucleotide messenger RNA. Lineage: Eukaryota; Dinophyceae; Suessiales; Symbiodiniaceae. The record is from the annotation of a GenBank genome assembly.